Messenger RNA from Pogona vitticeps (central bearded dragon), 2797 nucleotides. Lineage: Eukaryota; Metazoa; Chordata; Lepidosauria; Squamata; Agamidae. The record is from RefSeq and is a predicted model, not a curated record.
UGCCCCUUUAAAGGGAGCUGGGAGGCAGAGGCGCCUUUCCCUGGAGAUUCCGUGGCAGUUGGGGGGCCAAGCGGAAGGCGGCCUCCCCCUGUUCCUGGGAGGGAAAAGGUCGACCCAGCAGUGUUUUGGUGCCAAGAGCUGUCCUCGGCCUCCACCUGUUGACCCGCCUGCCUGCCUGCCCACCUGCCUGCCCAGUCGGCCGUGUCCGGUCGGUCGUGCCCGCCUCCCGGUGAGAGUCUCGCGGGCCCUCCAAGAUGGCGGAAGCUCACCAGGCGGUGGCCUUCCAAUUCACCGUCACUCCGGAGGGAGUUGCCUUCCAGCUGAGUCGGGAAGCCCUCAAGCACCUCUACCUGUCACUCCUCUCCUCCUGGAAGAAGCGCUUGGCUCGCCUGAAGAACAGCAUUCGUACGGGGGUGUUUCCCGGAACCCCUUCGGGCUGGCUGGCGGUCUUCGUCACAACCGUGGGCUCCAUGUACUUCCGUGUCGACGUGUCCAUGGGGAUGAUCUUCAGGGUCCGGAGACACCUGCCCAGCAGCUGCAGCUCCUUGAGCCUCCACAGCCGGACCCUGCUGAGCACCGCCGUUUUCUCCACGGGGGUCUGGAUUUCCGGCAUCCUGCUUUGCCGUCAGACGCUCAAGAUGCUGCUCUCCUACCACGGCUGGAUGUUUGAGCCCCACGGCAAGAUGAGCCGCAGCACCAAAAUCUGGGUGGCCCUGGUGAAGCUGAUGUCCGGCCGCCACCCGCUGCUGUACAGCUUCCAGACCUCCCUGCCCAAGCUGCCGGUGCCUCCUGUGUCGGACACGAUCCAGCGGUAUCUCGAGUCUGUCCGCCCGCUGCUGGAUGAUGAGCGAUACGACCAGAUGGAGUCCCUGGCGGUGGAGUUUCAGUACCAGACCGCUCCUCGGCUCCAGAAGUACCUGGUGCUCAAGUCCUGGUGGGCCACAAACUACGUGAGCGACUGGUGGGAGGAAUACAUCUACCUGAGGGGAAGAGACCCCAUCAUGGUCAACAGCAACUACUAUGUCAUGGAUUUCCUGUAUGCCAUCCCCACCACCCUCCAGCCAGCCCGAGCAGGCAAUGCCGUCCACUCCAUCCUGUUGUAUCGGCGCCGGCUGGACCGUGAGGAGCAUGCCCCGGUGAUGGCGCUUGGCGUGGUGCCCAUGUGCUCCUACCAGAUGGAGAGGAUGUUUAACACAACGCGCAUCCCUGGCAAGGAGGCAGACUCUCUCCUCCACCUGUCGGACAGCAAGCACCUGGCGGUGUACCACAAGGGCCGCUUCUACAAGGUGUGGCUCUACCACGCCGGGCAGCUGCUGUCGCCUCGUGACCUGGAGUUGCAGUUUCAGCGCAUCCUGGACGACCCUUCGCCGCCACAGCCUGGAGAGCUGAAGCUGGCCGCCCUGACCGCUGGGGAGAGGCGCCCCUGGGCCGAAGCCCGUGCAGCGUAUUUCAGCCAAGGGAGGAACAAGGCCUCGCUGGACUGCAUCGAGCGGGCCGCCUUCUUCUUGACCCUGGACGAGGAGGCCCACGGCUUGGACCAAGGCCAGGAGGACAGCCUGGACCUGUAUGCCAAGAGCCUCCUGCACGGCCACUGCUAUGACCGGUGGUUUGAUAAGUCCUUCUCGCUGGUGGUGUAUCGCAAUGGCAAACUGGGGGCCAACGCCGAGCACUCGUGGGCCGAUGCCCCCAUCAUUGGGCACCUCUGGGAGUUCAUGCUGGCCACGGACCACUUCCAGUUGGGGUACUGUAGCGACGGGCACUGCCAUGGGGUGCCCAACACAGCCCUGCCUCCACCACAGCGCUUGGCGUGGGACAUCAAUGAGGAGUGCUGGCAGGCGAUCGAGGCAUCCUACGGCGUGGCCAAGGCUCUUGCGGACGACGUGGAUUUCUGCUGCUUCCGAUUCACCGAAUUUGGCAAAGGGCGCAUCAAGAAAUGCCGGACCAGCCCCGACAGCUUCAUCCAGAUUGCCCUGCAGCUGGCGCACUUCCGGGACAAAGGGUGCUUCUGCCUCACCUACGAAGCGUCCAUGACGCGGCUGUUCCGGGAAGGCAGGACAGAGACGGUGCGAUCCUGCACCAGCGAGUCGACGGCCUUUGUGCGCAGCAUGAUGAACCCCAACUGUAGUCCCUCGGAGUGCCUGCAGCUGUUCAAAGUGGCCGCCGAGAAGCACCAGCACAUGUACCGGCUGGCCAUGACUGGCUCCGGCAUUGACCGGCACCUCUUCUGCCUCUACGUGGUCUCCCGCUACCUGGGAGUUGACUCGCCCUUCCUUGCCAAGGUGCUUUCUGAGCCCUGGCGCCUCUCCACCAGCCAGACACCCCAGCAGCAGAUCAAAAUGUUCGACCUGGAGGUUAAUCCAGAAUGUGCGUCCAGCGGCGGGGGCUUUGGCCCGGUGGCCGACGAUGGCUACGGGGUCUCCUACAUCAUCGCUGGUGAGAACCUGAUCACUUUCCACAUCUCCAGCAAGUUCUCCAGCCCAGAAACGGAUUCCAGGCGUUUUGGGAAGAACAUCCACCAGGCCCUGCUGGACAUUGCCGCCUUGUUCUGUGUACCGCCCAGAAAAAUGGCCAACUGAAUUUCGACCGGGCUGCCUGUGAGGACGGGAGAAGGGACCCUCCGCCGCGAGCCCACCAGGAUGCCAGCCAGAAGGAAGCCACGUCCUGGCGGUCGGGCUGGCCCCUUCUCCUGGCAGAUCAUGUGGGGAGAUGUUUCAGGGCCUGUGCAAACACAAACACACCCAUCCCUGUCUAGCGGUGGCUUUUGGUGCCAGCACGCCCAGCCCAGCCCAGCCCGGCC